This is a messenger RNA of Linum trigynum, 2833 nucleotides long. NCBI's taxonomy places the organism in Eukaryota, Viridiplantae, Streptophyta, Magnoliopsida, Malpighiales, Linaceae. The record is from the annotation of a GenBank genome assembly.
GGCAAUGUGACAGCAGACAAAAAUUUCUUUAAUGGCUGCUCGGUCAAGAAAGACCAAAUAGAUAGCAGCCGGAAUUCAUGACCAAUUCAAACUUGAUCAACAAUUUAAAAUAUGUGUUAGAUUUUCAUUGGACAUCUGCUGUAUCAGUUGGCAAAUGAAGUUUCAUAACCAUUAUGACCUACAAAACUAUGGAGAAUCAAAUCCAAAUCCAUAUUCGGACAACAAAGCUACUUACUUGCUUUGCUGCUAGCUAACCUGCAAUGGAUCUCUUCCUUCCAUUCCGGAACACAGCAACUCUUGCACUUGCUGUUGUUCUUCUGCUUUCUUACUUCCUCUUCAGGAGACCCAAAUCAGGAAAAGGGAAACAAGUUCCAGAAGCAGGGCGAUCCUGGCCGGUCAUUGGGCACCUCCUCUCGCUAGGAGGAGCUGAGCUUCCCCACUUGAAGUUUGCAGAGUUGGCUGACAAAUAUGGUCCAAUUUUCAUGGUCAGGGUCGGUCUGUUCCCAACUCUAGUGGUCAGUACUUCAGAACUGGCUAAAGAACUCUACACCACUCACGACACAGCCAUAUCUUCUCGCCCCAAUUUCACAGCUUCUUUGAUCUUGGGCAACAACAGCGCUAACUUCGGAUUCUCUCCUUACGGCGAGUACUGGCGCCAGAUGAGGAAAAUAACGGCCCUGGAACUGCUCUCCAACCGAAGGCUUGACCUUCUGAAACAUGUGAGGACUUCAGAAGUGAAAGCAGCACUAAAGGUUCUGUACACACUGUGGGAGAAGAACAACAGCAGAACUGGAGGCGGCAAAGUUUGUGCUCAGAUGAACAAGUGGUUCGGGGACAUGAAUUUGAACGUCAUACUAGGGAUGGUUGCAGGGAAGAGGUACUUUGGCAGUGUCGCGGUAGAGGACGAGAAGCAGGCUGAGAGAUGCAGGAAACUGAUGAGAGACUUCUUCCAUUACGCAGGGCAGCUUGUUGCGAGGGAUCUGUUCCCAUUUCUUGGGUUUCUGGACAUAGGUGGACAUGAGAAGACCAUGAAGAAACUCAGUGAUGAUCUGAACAGACUCGCCGAUGAAUGGAUUGAGGAGCACCGUAGCAAGAAGGAAACAACAUCGUCUGAUGAUGAACAACAACAAGACUUCAUAGAUGUCUUGCUCUCCGUCUUGAAAGAUGUCGAUCUCAAUGGUUACGAUCUAGACACAGUCUGCAAAUCCACAGUCAUGACUCUCAUUGUUGGAGGCACUGAUACCACAACCGUGACUCUUACCUGGGCUCUAUCCCUUCUCAUGAACAAUCCAAGCACCUUAACUAAGGCGCAGGAAGAACUCGACGCGAUCGUGGGCAAAGACAGGCUGGUGAAUGAAUCAGACAUUGCCAAGCUUCCCUACUUCCAAGCCAUUCUAAAGGAGGCAAUGAGGCUCUACCCAGCAGGUCCAAUUGGAGGCCCCCGAGAAUUCUCCAAGGAUUGCACAGUAGCUGGGUACCAUGUCCCAGCUGGGACUCGGCUAAUAGUAAACCUAUAUAAGUUACAAACUGAUCCCAAGGUGUGGUCAAACCCUAUGGAGUUCAAGCCAGAGAGGUUCCUUACUGCACCAUACAAAGACCUCGAUGUGAAAGGGCAGCACUUUGAGCUCAUCCCAUUUGGUGCUGGAAGAAGGUCUUGCCCUGGAAUCAACUUCGGCAUUCAGAUGACUGAAUUGGCUCUUGCUAGUUUCCUGCAAGCGUUUGAGAUCUCAACCCCGUCUGGUGAACCGGUUGACAUGACUGCAGCUUCUGGGCUGACUGUUAGCAGAGCCACCCCGCUUGAAGUUCUGGUUAAGCCACGGUUGCCUCCAAGCCUCUACCAAUAGAUAGAACAACGAGCGAACACAGAAGAUUCCCCACAAAAAAAUCCACCAAAUCCAAAGAAUGGAAGAUAUUAUUACUACUUGGUUGCCCCUUCGAUGUCUUUCAUACAUUACAUAUUGUAUCUUCUCGUAUCCUGAAUGAAGUGAAGUUUGAAGAGCACUACAAUCGGAAAAACGAUAUGUUACAGAGAUGUAGCACCAUGAACGCCCUAAAAGCUCAACAAGUAAUACUGCCGAAUGGGAAGAAUCACUACAGCAAGCAAAUACCUCUUUUCUCGUGGGAUAUCUCCACCUUCGCAAUGCUUGGUUCUAAACUCCCAAAUUUUGGGAAGCCAGGCCCUUAGCGUUCUUGCAUCUGCAGAGUGCCAAUGAAAUGUCAACAAAACAAAAACACAAAACUAAUUUUGGUUUAAGUACUUUUUGCCUUUUGGGCUGAAAAAAUAAUGGUGCGCCCCUGCCCAUCAGUUGCAUAUCAGAAUCAUUUGUAUCUUCUUUUUUUUUUUUUUUUAAUAAAAUGGUUGCACCAUUAUCCCCCCAAAAAAGUAUUUCUUUCCUACCAACUUGCAUUCUGUGUGGCUGUGGUAAUGGCAUAACUCUAAGCGAUAAGGUAUGCACUGGCUGGCUGGUAUUAGCUUCUGUAAAAUGGUUGAAAUUACAAGGCAAAACAACUUACUUUAUUGUAAGUGCCUCUGUUCUGAGGAAUUCAAUUCAGUGCAGGACUCUCGAAUACUUUUUCCAAAUGGUCUUAAUCAUUCACUAGGUCUUAUAGCCCGCGCUUCGCGCCGGGACUUGUUUCAAUUUAUGAGCUACUGUUGAGCUUAUAUUCGUAUCACAAAUACAGGACAUAUUGUCAGCGACUAAUUAUGUGUGAACAGAUUGAAAGUCUGAAACUAACGGCAAUUAACAUAGAGGUUGUUGAUCCCUUGUAUAGUUUGGCUACUCAUGUGCAAGCUCCAAUUGUCUCACGGCAAAAACAAAGACUAAAAUCGAAA